AUGUCGGUGCCAUUGUGUCGUUGUAGAGUGCUCUACAUUGGAAGCGCGGUCCCAACAAUCACCAAGGAUGGGCUUCAGGGGAUUCAGCAGCCUCUGAAAGAGAAGUACAUUGGCGAGAAUGGCGCCGAACUCAAAGGAAUCGACGCGUGGCUCUCGGUUUGGUCCAAUGGAAUUCUCUUGGAGUACAUUGAUGGCAGCAAGACGGUUGAACAUGCGUUUCAUCCCAUUCAGAGCCUUCAUUAUUGCGCUGCAGUCAGAUAUGUUCAGGUUAGUUGACUAGUACAAGAAAAUUUCAAUUUUCAAUGAGGUAUUUUCAGUCUGUCGGGAAAAUAAUGAGCAGAAUGGCGCUUCGCCGUUCGCCUUGCUGAAGGGAAAAGAAAUUUGAUUUUGCCGCGACACAAUUCAUUUUCUCGGCGGCGAUGCGAUUUUCAAUGCGACAGAGUGCUCAUUAUUUUCCCGACAAACUGAUGUUUCAAAAAAUUUAUUUUUCUCAAUCAGAUACUAACAAGAAAAGUACCCCCAAGUGCGACGCUCAGAAUUUUCUUUUCUUUAAAUUUUGCGCACACUUUGGGCACAGUCGACACACAAGUUCCUGAAAAUUUUAACUCGCCCUUUCCAGUCGCAGUCGAGAUAUUCAACGAUAAUUGCAGCCGAGAGAGUGCGCGAAAUGAAGAGAGCGGUUAGAGAGAAACACACUUUUUGUCCAUAUGCUUGGUAGUUUUGCGCGGAAUAAAAAAAUUGUCUUUUGUGAAAACAUUACCCUCUACGUUAGAAAAGGCAGGCAACUUUUCAUGUCAAAAUUCGCAAAAAAAGUGUCAUAUUUUUGCCGUCUUUCGAGCUUAAAAUCUCGGUCGUUUCAAUAAAAUGCGCUCUAGGAUUCUCACAUGUAUCAUGGAAGGAAAUAUUCUAAAUUUGUCUCAAAUUUCAUGAAAAUCUGACCAUCGCACUUGGAGUACUUCCCUUGUCCGUUUCACAUACAUUUUGAGUGCUUUUUAUAGAUUUAUCCUCUUUUCUUCGACCGUUUUGUACUUUCUUAUGUCAUCAUUUACAGGUGAAUGCCUUCACGCUCGGAGCCGAAGGUCGUUUUCUGCCAUUGGACGCGCCAAUGGCCCAACCCCACGCCAAUCCCAAUAAUCCAUCGCAUCCGCCGAUUUUCGCUGCCAUUUUCCGUCGACAGACUGGUGUCAAGGUAGGUUUCAAUCCUCUCAAUUAUUACACAAAUUCCUUAUAUUUACAUAUACAUAUGUAUAUAGGUUCUUGAAUGUCACGGCUUUAUCUGCACCAGUGAGCGAGCGGCGAACGCUCUGGUCCGCAGCUGCUUCCAUUCGUACGCUGACACCACUUACAUGCGGUUGAAUGAUCGUCGCGCCAAGGACCGAAGCCGCAGUGAGUCUCCGUUGGAGAGUGAGCAGCAGGCCAGCGAAAUGGAGCCCUUAGGGGAUGAGCAGCCAAAGGACGAUCAAGAAUGGCAAGAUCGCGCAAUUGACCGGAAAACAUGGCAGUGGAGACAGCAGAAGGGCGGAGAAUACGACACCAGCAGCAUGGUGUCGUCGUUGUAUGUGAAGCGAACGCCGAAGAAGAGCAAAAAGUUGGACACUCAAAGCGAGGUGUACGAACAUGGUAAGCGGGGGCCUUUUUAGGACAAAUUCUCAUUUUUUCUACGCAAUAAUGGAUAGUAAUCCAAGAAAUCUCCUUCAGAAACCGCAGUGGUCCCAUUCACCACCCAGCAACGCCGCGCCGGCUCCCAAACCGAUGUGCGCGUCAAUGGCGUCCAACAAGAAGAGACCUACUACACCUUUUCCGGCGGUCCUCCCGGCGCAACGUUUGUCCCACCGCCGCCAGGUGGCCAACCUCCUCCACCCGCCCAUCCAACACCGUCGUCCGCACGCCGAGGCCCGCGAAUGGCCGCCUAUCCGCCGCCAUUCCCUCCGCCGCACUUCAUGAAACCGCAUCAUCUCCCGCCGCACAUGUUCCCCUUCCCUCCGCCGCCUCCGCACUUCAUGAUGCCUCCGCCGCAUCGCCCCACCAGCAUGCCUCCGCCGCACUUGAGGUUCGGGUUCGCGCCGCCGCCGCCGCCCAUGUUCCCCGGCUUCUUCCCACCGCCGCCGCCGCACUUCUACGGGCAGCGGCCGCGGUCGCCGGUCGCGGGCGAUGGCCCUAUUAUCACGGAGGCAAUCUACGACACGUAUCCGCGGCGUCACUUCGAAGAACCGAUCUACGGCCCUCCGAAUGGAGCGGUACCCGGUCAGAACGUGUAUCGUGGAAGGGCGGCGUCGCCCAGCCAGCAGUAUUACGAGGGCUAUUACGACACCUACAAGAGCCGGCAAAAGAAGGAGAGCGACUCGGACACAAGCGUGGACGAUUCCCAGUUCUGGGAGGCGUAUGAGGCGGGCGCAUACAAGAAGCCGGCGCCGAAGAGUGAGACGCUGACUCGUCGAACAGGCGUUGACAAGUCUCCAGCGCCCUCACGAGUGCACGGAGUUCAACAGAGCACCGACUCGGCCACGCCGAUUGGCCAACGCCGCAAUAAGGAGUUCACGCCGCAGGCGAAUCGCAGGACCCGUCCGAUCACACCACCGGCGGAUUACGAGAGGAAUAGUGUUCUCAUAGAGUCGGGGACCCAAGUUCGACAAGCCGCCGUAUUCUAA
This is a messenger RNA of Bursaphelenchus xylophilus (pine wood nematode), 2648 nucleotides long. Lineage: Eukaryota; Metazoa; Nematoda; Chromadorea; Rhabditida; Aphelenchoididae. The record is from the annotation of a GenBank genome assembly.